CGGAGCGCGUCGUCCAAUCAGGGACGCGCUUGCUCCGACGUCCCGUGGCGCCUGCGCACAUCCGGUCGUAUAUAUGUUGCCACGAGUUAGCGGUGAGUUUGGAGAGUGUCCAUUUUGAGCAGCGAGUCGGCGUCUCCGGAUUAUUCACUUCAAUCCCUUGAAGAGACACACAGUCAGAAUGGCGGACGCUGAGACUCUGCUAAUGGAGACAUCGGAGCAGAACGGCAACGAGGGGGAAGAGGACCAGAAUGGAGCGGAGCAGGAACAAGAACAGGAGCAAGAGCAGGAGCUGGAGCUGAUGGUCGGCGACGACGGCCAGGACACAGAUGGAGGCAAGAUUGAUGCCAGCAAAGAGGAGGAAGAUGCCGGUAAAAUGUUUGUUGGCGGCCUCAGCUGGGACACGAGUAAAAAGGACCUGAAGGAUUACUUCAGUAAGUUUGGGGAGGUGUCAGACUGCACCAUCAAGAUGGACUCAAACACUGGUCGAUCCAGAGGUUUUGGCUUUGUUCUAUUUAAAGAAGCGCCCAGCGUUGAUAAGGUGCUGGAGCAGAAGGAACACCGGCUCGACGGUCGUCAGAUUGACCCCAAGAGGGCAAUGGCCAUGAAGAAGGAGGCCGUCAAGAAGAUCUUUGUGGGAGGUUUGAAUCCCGAGACGACCGAGGACAUGAUCAGGGAAUAUUUUGGUGAAUUUGGCGAGAUUGAAACUAUUGAACUCCCCAUUGAUCCCAAAUCGAAGAAAAGGAGGGGUUUCAUUUUCAUCACAUACAAAGACGAAGCCAGUGUGAAGAAGUGUCUGGAGAAGAAGUACCACACCAUCCAGGGAGGCAGAUGUGAGCUGAAGAUCGCCCAGCCCAAGGAGGUUUACCAGCAGCAGCAGUACGGCGGUGGACGUGGCGGCGGCUACGGAGGAGGAGGACGUGGAGGCCGGGGCCGUGGAGGACAAAGCCAGAACUGGAACCAGGGUUAUGGAAACUACUGGAACCAGGGCUACGGUAACCAAGGCUACGGUGGAUACGGGGGAUACAGCGGCUACGGCAACUACGACUACACCUCUGGUUACUAUGGAUACGGCACUGGAUAUGAUUACAACCAGGGCAACGCCAACUAUGGGAAAACCCCAAGACGAGGGGCGCACCAGGCCAACUACAAGCCAUACUGAUCACCUGGUACGGAAACCAGGGAUCCGGUGAGAUCGAUGGCUGGACGGACACACUGGGCCCCGCUCGACCUCUUUUAUGACAGACCAUUUGUACAGAAAACACCAGAAAUGUAACUUUUCCGUGUCUUCUUUUUGUUUUGUUUUUUUCCCCCUCCCUUGCCGCCCCCUUAUUUUUUCUUUUUUUUCAAUUCUAUGAUUUUUGUUUUAAGUUUCGUGCCCCCCUUUUUUUUCCUUCCACAUUUCCACAGGAAGUGUAAUUUUUACUGUACUUUUUGGUACCUGUUUUGAUUCUAAUGUAUUGUAAGGGUUGUAUUUUACAUGUCUGCUGGCUUUACAGGUUGAAAAUUGUGGCGCUGUAAAGGAGCUUUUUUUGACAAAUAAAAAAACCAGUUUUCAGUAA
This is a messenger RNA of Cololabis saira (Pacific saury), 1559 nucleotides long. RefSeq names its product heterogeneous nuclear ribonucleoprotein A/B-like. The transcript is spliced from 9 exons. Gene Ontology annotation, molecular function: RNA binding. Gene Ontology annotation, cellular component: nucleoplasm. NCBI's taxonomy places the organism in Eukaryota, Metazoa, Chordata, Actinopteri, Beloniformes, Belonidae. The record is from RefSeq and is a predicted model, not a curated record. Gene Ontology annotation, biological process: regulation of gene expression. Bases 179 to 1159 code for a protein of 326 amino acids.